Molecule: messenger RNA, 4448 nt
Organism: Cyprinus carpio (common carp)
Lineage: Eukaryota; Metazoa; Chordata; Actinopteri; Cypriniformes; Cyprinidae
Product: centrosomal protein of 170 kDa-like
Exons: 19
Coding region: 170-4258 (1362 amino acids)
Cellular component (GO): centriole
Molecular function (GO): protein binding
Source: RefSeq, a predicted model, not a curated record
AGCGCCACCGUGCGUCAAGACGCGCAGCUGCACCUCAUACUGGGAUGGGCAGAGCAGCGCUACUCCGCGCACAAGAGCAGACGGAUGUCAUUUAUGGAAUAAAUUCAUUGGGAUUUACAAUGUCCUAAAGAGAGUUCAGGUGGAAAAGAGGAGGCCUGGUUAAAUCAAGAUGAGUUUGACAUCCUGGUUCUUGGUGAGUGGUGGGGGAACAAGGCACCGCCUUCCCCGGGAAAUGAUCUUCGUGGGACGGGACGACUGUGAGCUUAUGCUACAGUCUCGUAGUGUAGACAAGCAGCAUGCUGUCAUCAAUUAUGAAGUAGCUACAGAUGAACAUAAAGUUAAAGACCUGGGCAGCCUGAAUGGGACAUUUGUUAACGAUGUUCGUAUUCAGGAACAGCAGUAUAUUACUUUGAAAAUGGGUGACAUGCUACGGUUUGGCUAUGAUACCAAUCUAUUUACCGUGGUGCGUGGAGAGUUACAUGUUCCAGAGGAAGCACUGAAGCACGAAAAGUUCACCAGUCAGCUUCAGCUAACCAAGAAGCCUUCACCAUCAGGGGAAACCACCAAAAGCCCAGAGGCCAAAGGGGCAGAGGGAGGAAAAGAUACUGAGGCUAGACCUUCAGAACCACCACCAAAACCAGAAGACAAAGUGUCAGGAGACAUAGCAGUGCUCCACAGAGGAACUCCUCUUUAUGGACAGCCAUCUUGGUGGGGUGACGGGGACGCAGAUGAUGAAAAUUCUGGGACGCACGAUGCAAAGGCAUCUGAGCAAAAACAACCUAGAUGUGAUGCAGGCAUUCACGCAGGCCGUAAGGACAUUGCAACAAACACGCAGGAAUGGCCACAGAAUUUGGGGACCCAGGAACCAAGCUACUUUGAGAUCCCCUGUAAGGAGACUCCUCCAGUAGACGACACAGGAGAAUGCCUCCCUACUAGUUCAGAGGCAGUUGCCUCAGCUUCCACAAUCCCUGCUCUGGAGAGCGGAGCACAUGGACAUGCCUCCUUCACUAUAGAAUUUGACACAGUGGCUUCGGGGAAGGGCAAAGAGAAAACUUCAAAGAGCUCUCAAGACCAUCAACAGCAGCCGAAAAGAGGGGCAGGGGAGGAGCUGAGUGCCUUGCAGGCUGCCAUGGUGGCAGCGGAGGUAAAGGUGGCAGACUGGCUUGCACAGAAUGAGCUGCCACUAGCUCGCUCUGAAUCUGUUGCUGAGGAUGAUGGAGAGAGUGUGAAGAGUGAUGUGCCAGUUCAGCUAAGGAGCCUUAGAGGCAGUAAACAUGAGGAUGGCACACAGAGUGACUCGGAGAAUGCACUGGGAGAGCAGCUCAGUGGCCGGAGGGUGUUCCUGCAGGAGCAUUACAGAGGAAGGCAGGGUGUGCAGAGGACAGAAGGGCCUCUCUGUGGGAGGGAAGAUCUCUUCCAGCACAAACCAUCAUCUGCAGCUAAAAAGAUGGCACCAGUAGGGGGUGAAGUUGCCAAAAGAGCUCACCAUUCUUCGCCGCAGAAAGCCAACAUGCCCAGAGAGCAAAGCACUGGGUCUCAAGAGGCUCCAAACAGGGGACAUGUAGAUGACCAAAGUGACAGAGGGACCUACACAAUUGAGCUGGAAAAUGGCAAUGCUGAGGAGGAAGAGGCCAGGCGUAUGAUUGAUAAGGUUUUUGGGGUGGAGGAAAACCAAGCCCUGACUAAACUGCGUUUUCCAAAACACCAGAGAGAUGGAGGAAUCAUCUGUCCGAGAUCUGGAGCCAUGGAAACCAGACAAGCUGGCUAUGUUGGUUCCGAGGUGCUACCAGAUGACUUGGUUGUAGUAGGUGGUCCAAGGUGGGUCUCACAGUGGGCAAGUUUGGCUGCAAGUCAUAUUCGGAUGGAUCCUGAGGGAUCCGGGGCUGAACCCACCAUGCUUUCCAAAGAAGGAAAAGCUGAUAUCAGUGUAUCUGAACGUAAAAGAAGGACCCUCCCGCAGCUCCCUUCUGAAGACUCUGCUAUGGAUCCACUGGAUCCUGAGGGCACACGGAGCCAAUCCAGGCAAAAAGUCACUUCAUCGGAGAAACAGGAUCUAGAACUUCAGGAGAAAGUAGAUCAGAUCAAAAGAAUCUCUAAAACUGGGCAAAGAGUUUCAGGAAUGGCCUCAGCUAGCAUGGACGUAGAUCCGUCUAAAGUGAACAAGCCAACUCCGCCCAGAAUCCAGAGUAAAGUUGGUCAACAAGGAGCUCAAGCUAAACAGAUCGAGAAGAAACAAGAUGAUGGGAGACGAAAGAAAGGAGAUGAGGACCGAGAGAAGACAGGGAAGCCUCUACUGAGGCAAGAGAGCUUUACAGUGGAACGGUCGACUGCUAAUGUUCCUCUAGAGCUCAUACCUUGCAUCGAUGGGCUCAUUGCCCCCCAGCCCAGGGAAAUGGGAGUCAUCAGUGAGGGCAUUGAUGCUGCCACCAUGCUAAAAGACUCAGAGGCUGUGGCUGCUUUUUUGGAAACCACUUUAUCAGACCUUGCAGAUCCACCGAGCUACUCUCUGGAGGGGUCUGUCUCACCUGAAUCUGACAUUGAUACGACAAGCACGGUCAGCCAAGCAGGAGGAGAAAGAGGGCGUAAGACAGCCCAAAGGAAAAGAUCAGCCGUAGGUCCAGGCCGUGAAACAAGCAAUAAAAACACCAGUGCCAAUGAAAGAAAAGCCAAAGCUCAGCCCUCUGGCUCAGCUGGCUCCAGAGCUUGGACGUCUCUUGACCUGACAGAUGAUGAUUUGAGCUCUUCUCUUACCCAGGAUGGUUCGGUAAAACGACCUCAGGGCCGGGUUCAAAAUACCAGUUCUAAGGCAGAGCCAACAAGUGGCAAAACCAGAGGAGCAAAGUCGACUAUAGCUCCUGCACCGGCCAGCUCUAAACCAACCACCCUUCCACGGCCCAGACCCACACGGGCUUCCCUACUUCGCCGUGCCCGACUGGGCGAAGCCUCUGACACUGACCUAGCUGAUGUCGAUCGCAUGUCUGUUGCUUCAGAGGCCUCUACUGCCAGUUCUGCAUCAAGGCCUUCAGCUGGGCGCAGGACUCUCUCUCGGAUUGAAGCGCUUGCUCAACCACGGAGGCCACGUGUGGGCUCUCCUUCAGCUCGGAGUGACUCAGAAGCUACAUCAGGUAAGACCAGGGGCUUUGUCCCUCGCCCUGCCCCGGAGAGUGCACUGCGGCUUGGUCUCCGCUCUACAGUGGCCUCUUCCUCUGUAGUGGUCCCCAGAGCAAGAGCUAACAGCGCUUCCAAACUGCCCGAUAAGUGUCCUGGUACUCCAUAUGUUCAAAGUACACCUGCAGCUGGUGGAAGGUGGCGCCGGGUACCUAUCGAAUACGCAUCUACCUCAGAGGAUGAGUAUGGCUCUAACCGUCACCCCACUCAACACACUCGCCCGCGUCCAGUGGCUCCACGGGUGACCCAGCUUGGGGGUUCAGCCCCUGCAACGCCCAGCCCUGGAGGCAUUUCCAUGUUGCGACACCAGUCUAGCAGAGAACAGGAUGAUUACAUGAGAGACUGGACUGCCCACAGUGAGGAGAUCGCCAGAAUCAGUCAAGACCUGGCUAAGGAUCUAGCCAUGUUAGCACGUGAGAUUCAUGACGUUGCCGGAGAGAUUGACUCCGUUAGUCCUUCCUCUGCUCCCGCAGCUUCAGUUGAGGAACGUGUGUUUGAGGAUGUUCUGGGCAGCGCUCCAGAGAUCAGUGGCAGUGGUGUGGAACUAAGACAUCGCGGUGCUAUCAGCAGUCAGGAUUCGCGUGCCAUCCGCCGCAGGACCUGGAGCAGGGAGGAGGGUGUGCUGGACAGUUUGCUGUUGGCAUCGGUCUACCAGCUCUCAGCAAAAAUCAAACAGGCCAUGGAAAAGACAGCCAACAAAAUCAGGAUUUUAUUCAAAGACAAGGAUCGAAAGUGGGAGGAGAUUGAAAGCAAACUGCACGUAGAGAAUGAGGUGCCUCUCCUUAAGACAUCUAAUCAGGAGAUUUCCUCCAUACUUCAGAAUCUGAAAAGAGUGGAACGACAGCUGCUAGUGAUUGAUAUAAUGGUGGACCCUGAUGGCACACUGGAUGCUCUGAGCAGUCUGGGUCUGACCAGUCCACUUAUGGCUGAGAACAGAGUUAGUCCUGGCUCACAAGGUGCAGCUGGCAACCAGGCUGUGGAUGUAUCCACCAGUACGGCAGCACUGGCCUCUGCCUACUCAGAGGUCGCAGAACGAGAUCUUGGCCUGCGGGAGAGGAGCAAAGAGCAGAACACUGCAGAUCAAAGCUAAAUUACUCUGAACAGUUUACACUGAGAUCCUGCACUGGUUUCCAAAGGCCAGGUCUAUGGGACUUUUAUGUGAAUAAUGUGAGGUAUGCUGUAAAACUUCCUAUAUGGUAAUGCAUUUAAAAGUUUGCUUCAUAAAUUCUAUUUAUCCUUGGACGUAUUUUCAAUAAUUAAAGAAAAUAUUUUGAAAUCAA